AGUGAAUCAACACAAUGAAUCCAGUUCUGAAGAAUCGAGUCAGUAAGAAGUGAGUCGUGAAGCCGAUCACCACUGCGCAUGCGCAAAGAGGCGGAUUUUCUGGCUUUUUCUGCCUCCACAGAGCUCAACUCUCCUCAGUGUUUUUACGCAUCCCGAGCGCGCGCGAGUGUCAGUGAGUCUGAGAACAGAAAUGGCAGUAGGUGCAUGUUUCCGGUGUGAGUGUUGCGGGCGCUGUGUGUGGAGAGGAGCGACAUGACCGGGAGCAGCAGCAGCAGCGGGAGCAGCAGCGGGAGCAGCAGCAGCAGCGGGAGCGGGAGCAGCGGCGGGAGCAGCCGCGGCUCAGCAGCAGAGAGGCGGCCGCUCUUCCUCUCCGCGCUGCUCGCUUACAGCGCGCUGCUGGCCGCGUGCGCGCUCUGCUACUCCAACUCGCUAUGGGGGGAGUUCGUGCACGACGACGUGUGGGCCAUCGUGAACAACCCGGACGUGAGGCCCGGCUCCAGCCUGCGCAGCAUCUUCACCAACGACUUCUGGGGCAAAAGGAUGGCCGACAACACGAGCCACAAGUCUUACCGUCCGCUCUGCGUGCUCACCUUCAAGUUGAACAUUGUGCUAGGUGGGAUGACUCCGUUUCAUUUCCACGUGGUGAACGUGUGUCUGCACUGCGCCGUCACUGCCCUUCUGAUGCACACGUGCAAACACUACGUGUUCAAGGACGGACGCCUGGCCUUCCUCACUGCGCUCCUCUUCGCCGUCCAUCCUAUCCACACUGAAGCAGUGUCAGGAAUUGUCGGGAGAGCAGACGUCCUGGCCUGUGUGUUGUUCCUUUUAGCCUUUCUCUCCUAUAUUAGGAGUGUGUCAGCGUGCAGCGUGUCUGACUCCUUCCCCUCCACGGCGUCUCCGUGCUCUCUGGCUCUCUGUCUGUUCCUGGGCACCAGUGCCAUGCUGGUCAAAGAGACGGGCAUCACCGUGUUCGGAGUGUGUGUGCUGUACGACGGCCUGGUGCUCUGCCGCAAGCCUCUCUUCUCGCAUCUGUCUCGGUCCAGGCUGAAGGAGCUUAUCCGAAUCUCUCGGCCCUUCAUCAAACGAACAUGUGUAGUCUCGGUGUAUGUGCUGUUCAUCCUCUGUGCUCGCCUGUGGCUCAUGGGAGGUUCCAUGCCUCUAUUCUCUGAGCAGGACAAUCCAGCUUCUUUCUCACCUUUCCUCCUCACCAGGUUCCUCACUUACUGCUAUCUCCUGGCCUUUAAUGCCUGGCUGCUACUGGCUCCUAUAGUGCUGUGCUAUGAUUGGCAGGUGGGCAGCAUACCUUUAGUGGAGUCCCUCUGGGACUCACGCAACAUGGCUGCUGUGAUGCUGGCUCUGGGAAUGCUCGCUCUCUCCCUGCACUGUUGUACAUCACUACAGAAGAUGGAGGGCAGGGAGGUGCUGGUGGGAAUACUGUUCCUGGUCUUCCCUUUUAUCCCUGCCACUAAUCUGUUCUUCCGCGUGGGAUUUGUGGUGGCUGAGAGAGUCCUCUACAUGCCCAGUAUGGGUUACUGCAUUCUGGUGGUGCAUGGGCUGAACCGGCUGUGUGCCGUGUUGAGUCGUUGGGGUGCAGCGGCGCUCACCGUCUCCAUGCUGCUGCUGCUCCUCCUCUUCUCCUGGAAAACUGUGCAGCAGAACGAGAUCUGGCUCUCCCGAGAAGCCCUCUUCAGGUCCGGUAUUCAAACAUUACCUCACAAUGCAAAAGUUCACUACAACUACGCCAACUUCCUGAAAGACAAAGGACAAAACCAGGCAGCUAUUCACCACUAUAAAACAGCCCUCAGGCUGUACCCUCGGCAUGCCAGUGCCAUGAACAACCUGGGCACACUGACUCACGACACAAAGGAGGCGGAGCUCUACUACAGAAAAGCGCUUGACAUUAACCCCCAACACAACCGUGCUCUCUUCAACCUGGGCAACCUUCUCAAGUCCCAGGGGAAGGAGGAAAAAGCUGAGCACAUGCUACAGGAAUCGAUUCGCUUUGGGCCACAGUUUGCUGACGCCUACUCCAGCUUAGCCUCCCUCUACGCUGACCAGAAGCGGUUUGCAGAAGCGAAUGAGAUUUACAAAAAGGGCAUUGAGAAUUGUCCAGACAGUUCGGACCUCCAUAACAACUACGGCGUGUUCCUAGUGGACACGGGUGAUAGCGAGCGAGCGGCAGUUCACUACCAGCAUGCCGUGCAGCUGAAGCCCUCUCACUACGUUGCCAUGGUGAAUCUGGCCCGUCUGCUGCGCUCCUCUAACGGCAGCAAAGAGGCGGAGAUCUGGUAUAAACGGGCGCUGCAGGUGGUGCGUAAGGUGGAUAUCCUGACUCCUCUGGGAGCGCUGUACUAUAACACGGGCCGCUAUGAGGAGGCUCUGCAGCUGUACCGAGAGGCCGCGUCACUGCAGCCGGACAACCAGGACGUCUGGCUGGCUCUGGCUCAGGUGUUGGCGAUGGCAGGCCGCGCAAAAGAAGCUGAGAAGAUGACUCUGGGCAUCAUUUCGAAAAGCAGCAGCUGUAUAGAGUGUUACCGCCUGCUGUCUGCUAUCUACAGCAAGCAGGGAAACCACACUGAGGCAUUGGACGCUUUAGAUAGAGCGCUCCAGCAGGAGCCGAUGGACCCCGCAGUGAAAGCGGAGCUUCACUUCUCCAUGGGCAACCAGCUCCGGGAGAUGAAUGAGCUAGACAGAGCCUUUGAGAGCUACAAACUCGCUGUUGCACUCAAGCCUGACCAAUCACAAGCUUGGAUGAACAUGGGGGGAAUACAGCAUAUAAAGGGAGACUAUGUAGCAGCAAGAACAUACUACCAAAGAGCUCUCCUGCUCUCUCCUGGCUCCAAGCUGCUUAAGGAGAACCUGGCCAAGCUGGACAGACUGGAGAAGAAACUGCAGGGAGGAUAAAGGAGCCUUUAAAACACAAUCAGGAGAUUACCUUACCGACGGCUUGCAGAGUCGAUACAGACACACACACACACACACACACAGAGAGAGAUUCUGAGCUGGCUGCUUUAAAAGCGCCUUCUGUAAUCAAUGGUGCUGGAAAAGAAAUCUGUAAAAAGAGAUCCAGGGUUAACGUUAAGGAUCCACACGGCAAUAGUGCAGCAGAGUGUGGAGCAGAAUGUAUCAUAUGGUAGCCUCAUUGACUCGUCAUAUCUUUAGCUUUAUCUGAUCUCUGAUCAGAAGCGAGAACAUUUUAAAGGACCCCUGCAAAAACGUGUAUCGCACUAAUCUGCUGCAUCUCGCAUACUCAAGGAGCUUUCAUCCAAACCUGCAGUUCAGUGACUUCAGAUCAACAGGACAGGGGAACUUCGAGCCGGCUUGCCCUCUGAAUGUGUUCUGUGAACAUGACGCCGUUCUCCAUUUGACACAGAAAGAUCGGAAAGUGCUUUUUUUCGUUCGUGAUUUGCUUUGUGUACAAUUUUUAUCCGUGAUUGUACGAGUGACUUUGAAUUGUGUAUAAACCUGCUUAGAUCAAAUAAAUGACAGGGUCAUUGUCUGCGCCAAGAAUGUCGCCCUUAUUCUAUUGAGUUAUUUUAACAUUUUUCUCUUUUUUAUCGUGAAAUUUUUUCUGGAUAUAGAAAUUCCAAAAUGACAAACGUCAUAGUAAUGAACUGUGCAAUGAUUUGCAUAUCAGGCUCUUCUUAUUUUGCCUAUUAACGAAGACUGUUUAAAUGACGUGAAACGAUAUCAGGAUGAUAGGAUGUGAUUUAUGAUACUUGUGUUUUAUCCAUGUUUAGUCGUGAUCAUCGUUUCAUUAAUGAUUCCUUCAUAUUCUUGAACUGUCUUGAAAAAUCUUCAGCAGUAGCAGUGCGUUUCAUGUCAUUACAGAAACCUAUGUGAAAUCAUAUUCCUUUAUUUAAUAAAGAAUAUCCAAAAUGUACAACA
This is a messenger RNA of Pangasianodon hypophthalmus (striped catfish), 3888 nucleotides long. RefSeq names its product transmembrane O-mannosyltransferase targeting cadherins 1 (gene tmtc1). The transcript is spliced from 20 exons. Gene Ontology annotation, biological process: protein O-linked glycosylation via mannose; RNA processing. Bases 253 to 2904 code for a protein of 883 amino acids. Gene Ontology annotation, molecular function: mannosyltransferase activity; protein binding. NCBI's taxonomy places the organism in Eukaryota, Metazoa, Chordata, Actinopteri, Siluriformes, Pangasiidae. The record is from RefSeq and is a predicted model, not a curated record.